Sinocyclocheilus anshuiensis is the source of this 966-nucleotide messenger RNA. RefSeq lists its product as uncharacterized. The transcript is spliced from 2 exons. The record is from RefSeq and is a predicted model, not a curated record. Bases 346 to 966 code for a protein of 206 amino acids. NCBI's taxonomy places the organism in Eukaryota, Metazoa, Chordata, Actinopteri, Cypriniformes, Cyprinidae.
UUUGCCUAGAGACCGAACCUUUGAGAAUCAUCAGGGAAGGCUGAGUAAUAGAUUGACGACCCAAGCUGCCAAAGUCUUUAGACGAUCACGCUGUCAACAAUCUUAGUUAGAUCCUUUCCGGUGCCCCCCCAACACCUUGCCAUUCACGGCCGAGAUAACAGGUGUCUGGUCUACACUCCGCAAACUGUUUGUACUCCUCAAACAGACCGUGCAUAGAACAUAUAAUUACUAUAAUUGCAGCCUGCUAACACUGUAAGGACUUGCAUUGGCCUUUUCGUGCUGUCCCUCUCUCCCUCUCUCCCUCUCUCUCUCUCUCUCCCUCUCUCUCUUCACCAGUGAGCCAGCAUGUCUCGAUCAUCCAGCCCUGAUGCCCACUGGGAUCGACUAGAGUCCUGGCUGAGUGCCAUAACUGGUACCCUCCUGUCUGAAGCAGCUGGCAGCCUGCAGCACCUGAGCCGGGAACAGCUCGACGACAACCUUAGCGCCCUGAUGUCACACGAUCCAACACAGGACUACAGCCACAAAGAUCUCACCAAGAUCAUCGGGCCCCUCGCCCACAACCUCCUCGCUCAGGCAAAGCUGGGAGAAGCAAGCAUCUCCCGCAUGGAACAGGAAGCAGCAGCGCUGAAGCUCCAGGCUGAGGAGGCUCAGAGAAACCUGGUGCUUGCUCAAAGUCAACUGGACCAGCUAACGUCGGAGACUCAGCACCAGCACAGGACGGCGGAUGAAAAGGACCCAGAGCUGCAGGAGGAAGUAGAGAGACUCCAGAAAGCCUUAACUGAUCUCCGUGUAGACACAGCACGCCGAGAGCAGUGGGAAAAGGACACCAGAGAGGACCUAAGUGAAAAACUCCAGCAAGCCGAGGCUCUCCUGAUGAGACCAGAGACUGAACUCAAAGAGAGAGACGCCAGGGCCAAGGCCUGCGAAGGGUCAAAGUGGAUUACCAGCAACUGCAGCAGGCUUUGA